AUAUAUGUAUAGUUAAUGCGUAAAAUAUUUCUUUGACAAAAAUGUUGAGCAAGUUUUCGAGUAACUGGCGCGACUAAAAGUAGAGAUUUACUAACGCGCAAAGGGCUCGAAUAAGCGAUAAAAAUCAUAUUUUAUAUAAAUUGAAACCUAAGUAAAUAAAGUCUAAAAAAAUCAGGAAAUGUACUAUUAAAGUAUUUGCAAAUUGCAAUAAAUGCUUACUACUUAUCUCGUUCAUCAAGAAAGAAUCUGUAUAAUCUUUUGAUAAAAUGUGAACAAUAUUUAAAUGACGAAUAUAAAGAUUCAAUAUGAAAAUGUAAAUAUGCGUAUUACAUAAAUUUUUCUGAUGAAUAUAUUUAUCGUUUCUGAACUAUGCGAAAUAGCGAUCCGAGUUUAGUUGCAUCUAGAAGUACAAUUAUUAAUUGAACGUUUAGUGAGCUUUUGCAUUUAAUAUAUUUUUUUAGAUAUGAUAGAAUAUACCAGUUGAAUACAAAAGUUUAUUAAGUGUUCAGUGAGCGAUUUGUAUUUUCGAAUACGCUCACAAAUUCAUAACCUCUUAGUAAUUACAUCACUGUUUCAUCUUUUCUGCACAAUUUUUUUCAAAGUGCAGAGUCCAAUAUAAUUGUUGCCAGCCAGUGAUAAUGACGAACGAUCGUCGUCAAAGAUAUAUCGAACAGUUAUAGCAAAUGCAAAUUAAGAAACACCAAGGUGUUUGCUUUAGACUUACCUCACAAAAUUGCUUUUAAACUACAGCUUUGAACACGAAAGUUUCCCAGUAUCUAUUCAAAUUACUUACCGCUUUAUCCCUACUGUUAUGCAAUUGUGAUUAACAUUACAAGUAGUAAUUAAAAAGCAAAGUAAGGAGCAAGAUUUUUUUGAAAGAUCAUGGAUAUCAUUGUAAAGUUAAACGAGCAAACAGCAGGAAGGGACAAAAUAAUAAGAUUACUUCAAUAUGGAAGUCGAGCAUAUUGGUACUAUGCACAAAAUGUACAUAGCACAAGAUACUCUGCAGAAAUUUUGAGGAGUUUGGAAUUCACUUUUAGUUCAUUUCGAAAAUUGCUGCGUUUUGGAAGAUGUUUAGAUAGCUUCUAUUUUGCUCUAAAAAUGAUGAAGUAUCCCGAUCCAAUGGUGAGGAUAACAUUGAUUAUGGCAAAGAUGACAAAUGCUUUGUAUUUAUUAGCAGAUCAUUUUAUUUGGAUUGGUAGAGUAGGGAUUGUACGAAUCAACUUAGAAAAAUGGAAUAGAGUUGCUAAUAAAUAUUGGUUGCUAACUAUUGUUAUGAGUUUGAUAAGAGAUAUUUAUGAGAUUAUCAAGAUUUUAGAACAUAAGAAAAAUAUAUUUAAACAACAUCACAUAUUAUCUUGUCUAAAAAAUCACAAGGAAGUAAUGAUGGAUACUAUUAAAAAUGGAUGUGAUCUAUUUAUUCCACUGACAGCUUUAGGUAUCACAAAAUGUACUCCAGGUACAAUAGGCUUACUUGGAAUAAUUUCUUCAUUUAUUGGCUUAUAUACAAUUAUUAAUCCACUUUAUAAAUUAUCUCCAUCUUAGGAUCAAAUAUUUCAUAAGUUCCAUUCUUAUUAUAUUCCUAGUAUACUAAGGCUGCGUUUGGCUAUCAGCACUAUC
Molecule: messenger RNA, 1620 nt
Organism: Pogonomyrmex barbatus (red harvester ant)
Lineage: Eukaryota; Metazoa; Arthropoda; Insecta; Hymenoptera; Formicidae
Gene: Pex11ab
Product: peroxisomal biogenesis factor 11ab
Biological process (GO): peroxisome fission
Cellular component (GO): peroxisomal membrane
Source: RefSeq, a predicted model, not a curated record